This is a messenger RNA of Eimeria mitis, 459 nucleotides long. RefSeq lists its product as uncharacterized. The transcript has 7 exons. The record is from RefSeq and is a predicted model, not a curated record. NCBI's taxonomy places the organism in Eukaryota, Apicomplexa, Conoidasida, Eucoccidiorida, Eimeriidae. The coding region runs from base 1 to 459 and encodes 152 amino acids. Gene Ontology annotation, molecular function: protein binding.
AUGCAGCGGCGGCAUAUUGGCCGUUGGCUUUCGCAACGGCAGCAUUUCCUUCUACGACGCGAGGGUGCGUUUAGGACGCUCAAGUUUUGUUCAGAGGUUGACUGCAAGAACCGAAAGGGGAAAUUUGCAAAAGGGAGAAAGGUGACUAGCUUGGAGUGGCUGCCGGACGGGACCUCUUUGCUGGUCGCCACCAACGACUCUCGCAUCCGCAUCUUUGAUGUUUCUAGCUUGACUUGCGUCUACAAAUUCAAGGGCCAUGUGAACGCGCAAAUAAUGUUGAAGGCGAGCUACACAACCAACGGGCUGGGGGUGGUUUGCGGCAGCGAGCUGGGGCGGAUAUGUUUCUGGAGGGUUUCGGGCCCCUCAGGGGAGGUGCUAGACGACAGCAGGACGCGACUGCAGCAGUGGAAGAGAGUCACAAACAACUCUCCAGAAGAGUUUAAGGGGUUUGGCGUUUGA